AUGCUUCGCACAACUUCUGUGCUUCAAGGAGGAAUCCCACGAAAUGAGAGGUCCACCUACAACACGACGUUAAUUAGCUACACGACAAAACUUCUUGAUACAAUACUCCUGAACCAGGAUAAGAAAUUUCGACCCACAAAUCCAGAUUCUUCACCACUGAAUGUUGAAAUCGACAUCAGCGUUCGAAGUAUGGGUCCAAUCUCGGAGCAGGACAUGGAAUUUUCGCUCGACUGCUAUUUUCGUCAAAAAUGGCUUGAUCGAAGGUUGGCGUUCACUCCAAUAAAUCCAGAAAAACCAGUAAUGCCACUUGCCAGUAAAAUGCUCAAAGAUAUAUGGGUUCCCGACACCUACAUCCGAAACGGUCGCAAGUCUUACCUUCACACACUUACCGUACCCAAUAUUCUCUUUCGAGUAAGGUCCGAUGGUCAAGUUCAUGUCUCACAAAGAUUAACAAUACGAUCGAAAUGUCACAUGUUUUUAAGGAAAUUCCCAAUGGAUGUACAGGCUUGUCCCAUCGAAAUCGGAUCAUUAGGAUACUUCACGGACGAUGUCGUAUAUAACUGGAAAGAUGUGGAAUUGGAUGCGAAAAUGGGCAACAUGCUAUCACAGUAUAAAAUUUUGAAUCAUUUCAAGUCUGAGCAUAACUUCUCGGAUUUUCGUUAUCCGAACAGAAAUAUCUCCGUACUAAAGGUCUAUUUCAAGUUGCAACGUCAACAGGGAUACUAUGUCCUACAAAUUUAUACUCCAUGUACUUUAUUGGUGGUGAUGUCUUGGGUAUCUUUCUGGAUUAACAAGGAAGCUUCACCAGCUCGAGUGGCCCUAGGAAUUAUGACCGUUUUAUCUAUGUCUACUCUUGGAUUUGGAUUACGGACGGAUCUACCAAAAGUCUCACACUCAACAGCAUUGGACAUUUAUAUUUUAAGUUGCUUCGGAUUUGUUUUUGCUGCAAUGGUUGAAUAUGCUGUCAUUAAUUAUGCGGCCAUUGUAUAUAUCAGAAAACAAGUCCACGAUCUAAAAGGACUUGAAUCAAAUCGAGCGAUGGAAAAAAUGCGAAUGUUCACCGCUGGAUUGAUGGGUGCACGUCGCGAUACACUUGUCACAGAGGAUCUUGCACUGGCUGAAGUUGACGACGAUGGACCGUGGUAUUCUUGUUUUUUGAAGAAAAAAACGCCUAAAACAUCAUCGAUGUUCUACCGUAUGGCAGUGAAAGCAGCGAAAGCACGAAGAAAACUAAAAAUGAGGGAUCCGGCAAGGGUUGUGAAUCGUAUCGACAACGUAUCAAAAGUGAUCUUCCCUUCAUUGUAUAUACUCUUCAACGUUAUCUACUGGAUUGCAUUCCUGUAUUGGAUCCCGGACGAAGUUGAUCAAAUCCUUGCGUUACCGGAAAAGAAGUGA
Messenger RNA from Necator americanus (New World hookworm), 1395 nucleotides. RefSeq lists its product as uncharacterized. The coding region runs from base 1 to 1395 and encodes 464 amino acids. Gene Ontology annotation, biological process: nervous system process; chloride transmembrane transport; signal transduction. Lineage: Eukaryota; Metazoa; Nematoda; Chromadorea; Rhabditida; Ancylostomatidae. Gene Ontology annotation, cellular component: neuron projection; synapse; plasma membrane. The record is from RefSeq and is a predicted model, not a curated record. Gene Ontology annotation, molecular function: neurotransmitter receptor activity; transmembrane signaling receptor activity; extracellular ligand-gated monoatomic ion channel activity. The transcript has 14 exons.